Molecule: messenger RNA, 1149 nt
Organism: Pistacia vera
Lineage: Eukaryota; Viridiplantae; Streptophyta; Magnoliopsida; Sapindales; Anacardiaceae
Exons: 1
Coding region: 1-1149 (382 amino acids)
Molecular function (GO): protein binding
Source: RefSeq, a predicted model, not a curated record
AUGGCAAAUGCUGAAGGCACAGUGCAGAGAAGAUCAGAGAAUAAUGAAAUUAAGACAAACAGGAAGAAGAUGAAAAAGGGUGUCUGCUCCUAUCAAAGUUCAUGGGCUGAUCUUCCUCAAGAACUUCUUGAUAUGAUUUCUAAUGAUCUGAAUAUAGCAGACUAUCUCAGAUUCGGUAGAGUUUGCAGAAGCUGGAGAACAUUUAUUUCAGAACACAAGCUCAAGUUCAUGUCAUCACAAUCACCUCUUGUUAUUUACAUGUCAACACGAUAUGAUGAGAAUUCUUGUUAUUUCUUUGACAUAAUUACUGGAAUGAGAUACAAAACUAAUCUUCCUAAGGACAAUUGGGACUUCAAGUCCUGUCUCGGUGUGUCGAGUGGCUACUUAAUCAUGUACUUUAUGAAGAGAGUUCAUCGUUUGGAGGGUCAUUUUUGCCUUAUAAAUCCUGUUACAGGACAUCAGCUUCAAUUUCCUUCCACGCCCUUUCCUCUUUAUAUUAUAAAUUAUUACAUUUCUAACAUCUGUCGUGCCAUCUUUGCUUCCAUUGGGUCUCAGGAUCAAGAUUACCUUAUUGUGAUUCUUUCAAGGAAGCUCGACUAUUUGCAGUUCUUCAUAUCUAGAGAUAAUCGGUGGAGAAAUCACUCCUAUUAUGUAAAAAACAAUAAUCGUGUUUUAGAUAUUGCUGUUUUUGAUGGCAGGUUAUUUGUUCUAACUGAGGAUUCUCAGAUUGGCAUGUUCAACCUGAGAUCUUGUAAUUUGAGGUUUUUGGAACUGAAAUUUGCGCCUCGUUUUGACUGGUAUAGGUCGAGGUUGGUGGCUUCAGAUGAUCAACUUCUGAUAGUAUAUAAUUUUGAAGUUUACAGAAUCGACUUUUCAAAGAUGGAAUGGGUGAAGGUGAAUAACUUGGGUGAGAAAGCUUUGUUUAUUGGUUAUGGUGACAAGUGCUGUAAGUUAAUUAACCCCACAGUGUGGGGAGGACGAAGUAACUGCAUAUACAUCCUUGAUGACGAGAAAAUAUGUGAAGUAUACUCCUUAAAUGGUGGGUUCCUGGGAAUUUUGCCUCUUAUGGGAAAGAAAUUUUGUCCUGGAACAUGCUCUUGGUAUUUCAUAAGCCAAUCAAACAGCAUAGAUAAUAUAAAGGAUGAUUAG